AUGUCUAAAAAAUUUGAUAAAAAGAAUUCACAGAAAUACGCAGUGGUUCAUAGACCUCAUGAUGAUCCUAGAUUUUACGAUGCAGAAGCAUCUGAUCAUAUUUUGGUGCCUAUUAAUAACCCAAAUGAACGUUCUAAAAAGGCUCCAACUCCUAGAUUUGAAAAGCCAAAAUCUUCUGCAAAUAGAGACGCAGCCAAUGCACACGCUGGUGAAUCUGCACUAUACGGUAUUACUUUCGAUGACUCUAAAUACGAUUAUACCCAGCACUUGAAACCUAUUGGUUUAGAUCCUGAAAACUCUGUCUUCAUUCCUGUAAAGAGUAAUGCUGUUGAUGAUGAAAAUGAGAAGCUUCAAAAGAAGAAGAAUAUCGAAGAUUUAUUUGUGGAGCCAAGUUAUAGAGAUGAAGCCAAACCACAAGCAUCAGCUCCUCUAUUUCAAAGGGGUAUGGCGACCGCAGAAUACUUAAAACAUCAGGAAGAAAUCUCAAAUGAUAUCAGUGGGUUUAGACCUGAUUUGAACCCUGCCUUAAGAGAAGUAUUAGAGGCAUUGGAAGACGAAGCAUACGUUAUUAACGAAGAUAUUGAAGUGGUCGUUGAUGACAAAAGUAAAGUUAAGAAGUCGAAGGAAGCUAAAGUUGAGAAUACAGAAGAAUUGGAAGGAGAUGAUGAUUUUUUUGCUGAAUUAUUAGGAGGUGGUGAAGCUGCCGAUGAAGAUGAAUUUGAAGAUGAGUUCGAUGAAUGGGACGUUGACAACUUGCAAGAUUACGAAGACGAGCACUAUAGAGAUGAGAUUGAGAAAUUAGAUAAUAUCGAAAAUCUAGAGGACCUACAAGGCAUCGACUACCAAGCCGAUGUCAGAAGAUUCCAAAGGGAGAAGGCUAGAGCCAGAAAGGAAUACGAUACUGAUGAUGAUUUCUCACAAGAUGAUUUGGAAAGUAUCGAACCCUUAGAAGACGAUCUUGCUGGCGAAUUGGAAAACGAAGACGAAGAAGAAGAAGAUGUAUUGGGUGACCUACCUACCAUCAAGACCCAAACCAAAGGUAACAAAAAGAGAAAGGAACGUAGGAAGAAAGGUGCCAUGUCCGACAUAUCUGGAUUCUCUAUGAGUUCCAGUGCCAUUGCUCGUACUGAAGUCAUGACAGUAUUAGAUGAUAAAUACGAUACCAUCAUCAACAGCUACGAUAACUACGAAGAAGAGCAAGAAAUAGAUGAAGAAGAAAACUAUACACCUUUUGAUAUGAAGGAAGAAAGAGCAGAUUUCGAAUCGUUAUUAGAUGAUUUCCUUGACAAUUAUGAAUUGGAAAGUGGUGGUCGUAAAUUAGCAAAGAAAGAUAGCGAAAGAGACAGAUUGAAAGCUGCUGCUGAUGAAGCCAGUAAAGGUAAGCUUUCUAUGAGAAGAAAACGUGAAAAUAUGGUCAAUGCUGCUGCCAACAGUCUUCAAAGUCUGCAUUUAUAG
Molecule: messenger RNA, 1455 nt
Organism: Vanderwaltozyma polyspora DSM 70294
Lineage: Eukaryota; Fungi; Ascomycota; Saccharomycetes; Saccharomycetales; Saccharomycetaceae
Gene: LTV1
Product: ribosome biogenesis protein LTV1
Exons: 1
Coding region: 1-1455 (484 amino acids)
Biological process (GO): ribosomal small subunit export from nucleus; ribosomal small subunit biogenesis
Cellular component (GO): preribosome, small subunit precursor; nucleus; cytosol
Source: RefSeq, a predicted model, not a curated record